Messenger RNA from Fundulus heteroclitus (mummichog), 2677 nucleotides. RefSeq names its product hes-related family bHLH transcription factor with YRPW motif 2 (gene hey2). NCBI's taxonomy places the organism in Eukaryota, Metazoa, Chordata, Actinopteri, Cyprinodontiformes, Fundulidae. Gene Ontology annotation, cellular component: nucleus. Gene Ontology annotation, molecular function: DNA-binding transcription factor activity, RNA polymerase II-specific; RNA polymerase II cis-regulatory region sequence-specific DNA binding; protein dimerization activity. The coding region runs from base 341 to 1312 and encodes 323 amino acids. The transcript has 5 exons. The record is from RefSeq and is a predicted model, not a curated record. Gene Ontology annotation, biological process: regulation of transcription by RNA polymerase II; regulation of neurogenesis; anterior/posterior pattern specification.
GGCACCUGCUCCGGGGUGUUUACCGGACACGCACCGCUGGAUCCACGCUCCGUGGACCUGUGAGAAGUUUCCUGAUAGUUUGAUUUCUGAGGGGAGGAUGCUCAGCCUGGAGAACAUUUCCACCACGCCCUGAUUCUGGAGAACUUCUCCAGCUUCUCUCACUCUGAUGGACUCACUUAGUUGAUGCUCCAUCUGCAGAUCAGACCAGGAAGGAACCAGCAGCUCUGAACAGCAGCAGAGACCAGAGCUUCUCCCCCCGCAGCCCCGGCUCUCCACCGGGGGACUCCACCGGGGGACUCCACCGGGGGACUCCACCGGCCUUCCCCGCGGUCCGGGCGCCAUGAAGCGGCCGUGUGAGGACAGCAGCUCGGCGGAGGAGAGCAUCGAUGUGGGCUGUGAGAGCCUUCAUCCUGGCGUUGUUGUGCAUCAGGACGAUUUGCUCUGCAGACACAUGAAGGCGUCUUUAGUCAGAUGUGGGUCUCCAACAACGACGACUCCGGUGACAGCGAGGAAGAAACGCAGAGGAAUCAUCGAGAAGAGACGACGGGAUCGGAUCAACAACUGUCUGUCAGAGUUACGCAGACUCGUGCCAACAGCCUUUGAGAAACAGGGUUCUGCUAAACUGGAGAAGGCUGAGAUCCUCCAGAUGACUGUGGACCAUCUGAAGACGCUGCAGGCAACGGGAGGAAAAGGUUACCUGGACGCCCACCUUCUGGCUCUGGACUUCCUGUCUCUGGGGUUCAGGGAAUGCGUGGCGGAGGUUUCCUGCUACCUGAGCGCCGUGGAGGGCCUGGACUCCUCGGACCUCCUGCGCUCCCGCCUCCUCUCCCACCUGGGCUCCUGCGCCUCCCAGCGUGACGCCGCCGCCCUGGCCGCCGCCUCCCGCCUGCAGCCGUUCCCUCCCCCGCUGCACCCCCUCCACUGGACGGCCGCCGUGGCCGCGCUGCGCCCCCUGCCCUACGCGCUCAGCGCGCACCCAGCGCCUCCGGAGGCUGCAGGGAGCAGUGGCGCCCCCCAGAGGCUGGUGGAGCAGCCGCAGCACAGCGUGACCUCCUCCACCGCCUCUUCACCUUCCUCCUCUUCCUCAUCUCUGGUGCUCCCCUGCACCCCCACCCUGCACUCCGGCUCCCUCUUCUCCUUCUCCGCGUCGUUUCCCAUCGCUCUCCAAGGAGGCGUUCCUUUCCUCCCUCCCUCCUCCUUCACCUCCACCGUUGCUGCCACCAGCCCUCCCGUCUCCUCCUCUUCCUCCUCUUCCUCCCACAGCAGCAGUAAACCCUACCGGCCGUGGGGCACUGAGGUGGGGGCGUUCUGACGCCUGCAGCGUUCUCUUCAUUCAGCCUCCAGGUGCUUUUAGGUUGUCCUCCAGCAGCUGCCAUCCUGAUGAAGCCGCUGCUGACACCGGAGUCUUCCUCAUUCUGGACCUUCACCAGAAAAAGAUUCUGGGGUGUUUUUAGGCGCACAGACAGAACUGGCGGUUCUGGACCUCGUGCAAACAGAGACAGAUCCUUCAGAACCAGCGUCAGCCGCUGGGCUUGACGAUAAAAACCACGGAUGUCACAAGAGUAACAAGAACUGACACUUUUCUGGGAUUUUCUUCACUUUUUAAUCUAAAAGCAUUUAUUUUAGAUCCUGUAGAUGUUCUGUGGUUUGUUUAAAAAAAAGUCUCCAGACUCCAUCGUGAAAACAAACCUCUCUGUUUGGGAAAGGUAACAAAAACCCUGCUGCAUAAGUUUGCACUCCAGGGUUAUUGUACCGGUACCAGAACCGGGCCCAGCGGUCAGAGAGCCGGCCGUUUGUGUCUCCUUUGGGUCACGCCUGAUGAACCCAGAGGAAGGUUCUGCUGCACAUCUGCAUCUUUUAGCCAAGGUUCUGACUGAGGUUCUGAUGAUCAGGAGGAGAGAACAAGACGGUCAGAGAGUCUGCAGACAGAAGGAGUGCUGGAGCUUCCGCUGCGGUUCCUCCACUAGUCUGGAUUCAGGAGUCCAGAAACCUCCAGGCUGGGCUAAAAUGUUCCUAAAGCUUGUGGGUGAAAGCCAAACAGGCCAUGAUGUUCUGCUGCCAGCUGACCCAGGGGUACUUUCCAUCCUGCUGCUGGAGCGAGGCUUUGAUCUACGAUCCUACAGCCUUCUGGACAUGAACCACAGAGAGACGCUCUCUGCUCUAUGGAUGUUUUAGUUGGUUUCUUUUAGGCGGCUGAUACGUCAUGUCAUGCAAAGGAUUGUGGGAUACUUUAAGGCUUCUUAGUGCCAGUAAGGGACGCCAUGGGGUUCCUAGGCUAAACUAGCCGUGGGAGGAAGCAUUCAGGCUCCUUUUCCUGCCUCCUUCCUCGCUGAUGGACUUCCACUUUGGCUGGAGAGUCCAGACCUCAUCAGGUUGUUCUGAUGGAGCCUCAGGAGUCCAGCUUAAGUCCUUCAGGUCCCACCCGUCUCCGCUAACCUCUGCUGUGCCUCAGGCGGCGGCGGCCCAAGCCUCCAUGGGUCCCUAAGUGAAAUUUAACUCUAUUUCUGCCAAUAAUCUAAACUGCUGCAAUCAAAAGUCAGACGAUCCUAUCAUUGACACAUUCUAUAAACUCUGGCAGUGCUGUUUACAUAAGAUAUACGUGCCUAUAUGUAUAUAAAUCAUCCAGUGUUACUGAAAGUAAUAAAUAAAACUAAUAUACCAAGUAUUUACAGUAUCU